Molecule: messenger RNA, 1255 nt
Organism: Entelurus aequoreus (snake pipefish)
Lineage: Eukaryota; Metazoa; Chordata; Actinopteri; Syngnathiformes; Syngnathidae
Product: calcium and integrin-binding protein 1-like
Exons: 7
Coding region: 99-668 (189 amino acids)
Molecular function (GO): calcium ion binding
Source: RefSeq, a predicted model, not a curated record
AAGCGCGAAAGGGUUAACGACAUACCGGAAGUGGGACACCAGUUGACUAUUUCGGAAAACUACAGGCGUCUUUAAAGUUAUUCGUCGGACACGACAAGAUGGGAACAACGGCGAGUCAACUUGGGAAAGAUUUGCUCUCAGAAUACCAAGAGCUGACAUUUUUAUCAAAACAAGAAAUUCUUCUGGCGCAUAAACGCUUCACUGAGCUGCUCAAGAAAGAAGAGCAAGAUGUUCCAAACGCUAGGGUGCCCAUGGAGAAGAUUCUCACCCUUCCAGAACUAAAGUCCAACCCUUUCGGAACGAGAAUCUGCCAUGUCUUCUCCACAUCAGAACUGAAAGAUGGGAGCCUUACCUUUGAGGAUUUUUUAGAUCUUUUGAGUGCCUUUAGCGACUCUGCUACACUGGAAAUUAAGUCUCAUUACGCAUUCCGUAUAUUUGAUUUUGAUGAUGACGGAACUCUUGAUUGUGGGGAUCUGGAGAAACUGAUUAACUGCUUGACGGGAGAGACGGAUGACACAAGAUUAACCUCGGAGGAGAUGAGGCAGCUCAUCACCAAUAUUCUUGACGAGUCCGACAUCGACAAGGAUGGAACUGUGAACCUUUCAGAGUUUCAGCAUGUUAUUUCCAGGUCCCCGGAUUUUGUCAGUUCCUUCAAAAUUGUGCUGUGAAGACCUUCAGUCGACAACUGAAAAUGAUCAUCCACUUAUUCCAUUGUUUAAUUAGUCAUAUAAACCUGAUGUUUGCCUUAAAUUAUAUAUGUAUUUUAUUGACUUAUCUGCUGUUAAAUGUUAAUCAACAGGUCAGUGAUUUUUGAAAAAACUGUUCUUUAUAUUUCCAUAAAAAAGUUGAACAAAAUACACAAUUUUCCCAGUUUUUUGUACCAAGUAAAUUACAAAAUGCUGAGUUUGACUCUUAAAAGAUUUGAACAAUGAGCUCAAAAAGCAAAGUCCAUGUUUAUUAACUGUAUCAGUCAUCCACUUCCUCCUUGACGACAGCAGCAAAAGUGUUCCACCCUCCGCACGUCACGUCAACAACACGCAUCUGUUUGUCCCUGAAGUAGUCCACACGCCGCGGCUCAUCUGAACAGGACGUCUCAUAUCCGAGCUGACCGUAUUCGCCUAAGAAAAACAAGAAAGUUGUGCUUUGUUAAGUUAAAGUACAUUUUUCUGUCACUUUGUUCAGAGUCAAUGUCAAACUCACCCCAGCCCCAUGUGUAGAGGUCACCAGUGGCUAAAAAAAAAUGAGGAAAAAAACA